AUGAUCGUGAUAUCUGGUCGCGCCAAUCUUUCGACCCUUCUUGUCCAAGUGGUGGCUCCUGAUCAAACAUGCAGCACCGACAGCAACUGGUACACAUGUGCUGGAACGAAUCCGGCUUUCAUGGGUUGUUGCAAGAGCAACCCUUGCUCGAGUGGAUGUCCGACGCAAGAUCUUACUGCGGCAAGUCUCAGCAUUGAUGACGCGACAGCUUCAGCAUUCGUAACAGCUUCAUCAGCCGCAACUACCUCAACAGCAGCGGCAACCACCGUACCUGAUGCUCCAUACUCCGCCGGAGACCAUGUGGGUGCGAUUGCGGGAGGUGCUAUCGGGGGUGUAGCCGGUCUCUGUCUGGCCGCGAUCGGUGUUAUCUGGUGUAUGAAGCGUCGGAGACAAGCACGCAAGCAAAAGUACGAACAACAAAAGAUGGCGGAAGAAUACAAAAACGACGAUGGUCAUUUCCACAACACAUACAUCCCACGGCAAGUGGACACGCCAACCGGUAUCCAACCUCAAGAUGCGGAAGAACCUCGAAGGACUGUCUACUCUUUGGAAGAUCCUGAAGGAAUUGAGGUUGAUGACCGACCUGCACAGACUGCUUCAACUCGACCAAGCACUUCAGACCAGCAUAGCACCACGCAAACCUACAACAUCAGUCCGAAUAUCAGUCGGCCACCCAGCGUUGGCAGCCCAUACCCCCCCAGCGUCGGCAAUCCACCCAGCAUAGGCACUUCCUGGUUCACCCGCGACUCCAUCUUCGCAAAUGGCAAUCCUCAACUCGCAAACAUCCCCUCACCAGACGAGAGUCAUCGCGCCUCUUGGAUCGAGCAAUCACGACAUCACAACAACAGCAGUCCGAUGGUCACGCCCAUCCAUUCGCCUCUUCAUCAAGCUACUCAUUCCGAUUACUUUGGUGCUUACGAGAAUCAUCAACGCAAUACCUCUCACAUUUCCCGACAUCCGAUAUCGCCGCAAAAUCAGUACUUCGAAUUGGACGACACGCAGUUGAGUCCGCCUGUUGAACUUGAGGCUAUCGAGGCGGGGACGAAAGAGCGGCGGGAGAGCACGUGGCAGAGUGUGUUGCAACAACCUAUCCGCAGACGUAGUCGGCAUGAUGUAGAUGAGAGACAAACGGGAUCUGCAUAUUUCUCGCCUGACGAUGUGGGUAAAGCGUGUAGUAGAAGUUGA
This is a messenger RNA of Aureobasidium namibiae CBS 147.97, 1185 nucleotides long. RefSeq lists its product as uncharacterized. NCBI's taxonomy places the organism in Eukaryota, Fungi, Ascomycota, Dothideomycetes, Dothideales, Saccotheciaceae. The coding region runs from base 1 to 1185 and encodes 394 amino acids. The transcript is spliced from 3 exons. The record is from RefSeq and is a predicted model, not a curated record.